This is a messenger RNA of Closterium sp. Yama58-4, 663 nucleotides long. NCBI's taxonomy places the organism in Eukaryota, Viridiplantae, Streptophyta, Zygnematophyceae, Desmidiales, Closteriaceae. The record is from the annotation of a GenBank genome assembly.
AUGAGGCUGCAGACACCUUGUUUUACCUUCGGGUUGUUCCUCGUGCUUUAUGCAUCAAUAGCAGAGGGGCUACGCGUGCUGGACGAUGCGGCUGCUAAGUUAACUGCACCCCAGACACCGACAGGAAUCAUCAACCCAGGACGCGCAAGAAAUGCAAUUCACGUUGGAAGCUAUGAGGGUCAUGUGGAGGCACGACUGCGAGGCAUUGAGGACAUCAGCGGUGUCAUCCGCGUGUUCGUUUUCCGCAAUGCCACCAGCGUGAACAUACGAUACUCGCUCCUUUUUACCGGAUUGAGCGUCCAAGGUUUCCCGACCGUUGCCGGCAUUGUCACUGCCAGGUCUAACGCUCCAGUGGUGAAUUUCCCAGCAAAGACUUGGUCUAAUGUGACAAACAGUCCCCCGUUCGACCAUGGUUGGAAAAAGCAAGGCAAUGCGAAGCGAAUGGGCCUGCUCUAUAAGUACACGUCAUCCGGAUGGUGCUAUGAUGCAGGGAGCGUUGCUGCAGAGGCAGGAAUGACUGUCGCUGAUGUUUUCAGAGGCCUGAUGGCUUUCCCAGGGUCUUAUUAUGGAACCAUUGUGGCACCUGGAGGGAGGGCAAGCGGAGUGUUUGCUGUGCGACCCCUGGCACUCAAGGUGUCUCACGGUGGUGGCUUCUCAUCUUGA